Messenger RNA from Drosophila arizonae, 4810 nucleotides. RefSeq names its product Golgi microtubule-associated protein (gene Gmap). Gene Ontology annotation, cellular component: Golgi apparatus. The record is from RefSeq and is a predicted model, not a curated record. Gene Ontology annotation, biological process: Golgi organization; endoplasmic reticulum to Golgi vesicle-mediated transport. Lineage: Eukaryota; Metazoa; Arthropoda; Insecta; Diptera; Drosophilidae. Gene Ontology annotation, molecular function: small GTPase binding.
AUAAUCAGCUGAAGCAGCUCUUGUGCCACGCAAAAUUAUAAAUUAGUUAUUUUUUAAUCUAAGGAAUAUAGAAUCAAGUUAAAUAUAGGACAUUGAGCCAGAGAGCGUUGAUCAACAGGACGCAGACAGCAGGCAGCAUGUCGUGGCUAAACAACAGCCUCGUCACCAUCAAAGGACAACUGACGCACUUGGCCCAGGAGGUGUUGGCCGACACAGCCGGACCCGGCGACGAUGAAUACCGCGGACCUGACCUAAACACUAAGACGGCCGUCGAGCUGCUGGCCGAGACACAGGAGCUGAAAGAGCAGCUAGAAAAAUCAUGCGAAGACAAGGACCGUGAGAUUGCCACACUACGCAAGCAGCUUGCAACACUGAAGACCAGCCAGAAAAUUAGCGAAGCUGGCGCUGGCGGUGACGUUGAUGGCGCCACAAGAAAAUCGCUGCAUCCGGGCGAUGAUCAAAAUGUGGAGGACAGCUGGUUCUGGGAGCCCGCUGGCUCGGAGGCAGCAGCCACAGGGCCCGGCAAAAGCGCAUCGGAUGCGAGCUUGGUGGAGGUGGCGCUGCCCGACACACCGGAUGUGGCUCGGCUGAAUCUGACCAUUGCGAGUCUGGAGCGCGACAAUGAGGAGCUGCGCCACUCGCUGGACAUGCUCGAUGCACAGCACGAGCAGGCCAUGCAGAACAUGCUGGGCCAGAAGACAGAGCUGCAGGCGCAGCUGCAGGAGCUGAAGCAGCUGCAGGCCGAUCGCCUGGUGGCGCAUGAGCUGGAGAUGGCGCGCCUGAAGGCGCAGCUGGCCAACGAACAGAAGCAACAGCAGACCGUGGCGCUGGAGCGCGAGCAGCUGCAGCAGCGUGUGGAGCAGCAGGGCGCCGAGCUGCAGCGCUGCAUGCUGGAGCUGGCCGAGAUGCAGCAGCUGCUGGAGAAGCGGGGCGCCGACAACGGUGAGCUGAUCGAGCGCGUCCGGCAAGCGGAUGCCGAGCGGGACAAAUUGCAGCGCGAGCUGGAGGAGCUGGUGAAGCAGUCCAAGGAGAAGAAAACGUCCGAGUCGUCGACCAGCUCCUCCACGGGCAAGCACAGCGAGGACGAGUUUAUAGUCGUACGCAAUACAGAUGCCACUGGCUCCAGCUCGGAUCCAGACCCCGAUCCGGAUGUAGAUGCCGACGCCGACGCCGACGCCGAUGUGGAUGUGGAUGCCACCAAGGAGGCGCUGCUCAACAAGCUCGGCGAAAUGGAGUCACGCAUCGCCGAGAUGACGGCCAUCAAUGCCAAGCUGCAGGACGCCCAGCUGGAGCGGCAGCUGGCGGAGAAUGUGCGCAAUGAGCAGUUGGACGAGCUGGAGACGCGUCUGCGCAUCAGCGAGUGCGAGAAGGAGCAACUGCAGCUGGAGCUGCAGCGCAAGCUGCAGCAGCUGACGAUGCAGAACCAGGAGCUGAAGCUGAACGCCGAGGCGGACCAGGAGACGCACGCCAAUGAUCUGGAGCAGCAGCUGGGCGCGCUGCGCGCCGAGAAUCGCCAGCUACGCCAGGAGCUGGACUCGAGCAUUGCACAGGCGAAGUUCCGCCAGGCCAUUGCCGAGGAGAAGCAGGAGAUCACUGACCUGGACAUGGACCUGGACCUGGAUGCCCUGAGCCUGGCCGAGAGCAGCUCAUCGCAGCUGAUGGCGAUGCUCGAGGCGCUGGUGGCCGACAAGUCCAAACAGAGCCUGGACCGCACCUAUCACCUGCUGAACGACCGCCUCAAGCACCUCGACAUGGCCGAGCGGGACGUGAUGGAUCUGCGCAAGCAGCUGCUCAUUGCCGAGCACGACAAGAAGACGCUCGAGGCGGACAUCUCGCAGUAUGUGCUGCAGUGCGACGAGCUGAUGAAGAACAACGAGGCGCUGCUCAACGAGAUGGACAAGGUGAAGCGCAACAAGCUGGAGACCAUCGAGGAGCAUCACGAGGAGACCAUCGCACAGCUCGAGCAGCAGCUGGAGGAGUCGCAGCUCCUGCUGCAGCACCAACAGCAGCAGCUGCUCGGCGAGGCGCAGCUGAAGGCGCAGCUGGCGGAAAAGCAACGGGAAAUAGAGGAGCUCAAAGUUCAGCUGGAUAGAAGUAAUCACAGACAGGCCGACAGCUAUCAGUUGGAGCGGCUGAGGCGGGAGUUAAAGGACCUGCAGCUGGCCAAGCAGGAGCAGGAGGCGCAAUUGGGCCUGCAGCUGGAGCAGCUUAGAGUGGAACUGCGUGCCAAGCAGGAGCAGCUGGAGCUGAAGUUACAACAAAAUGAAGAUGCCAUAGCUGAAGUGGGCACGCUGCACAUCCAGCUGGACGCCCAGCAGGAGGCGCUGCACGAGAGCACAGAGAGAGGCGAGGAGCUGGAGGCGCAGCUGAAGAAAUUGCAGGAGCAGUCCGACGACAUCACAGAAGCCGAGCAGCAACUGGAGGAAUUGCGCGAGCAAUUGCAGUCGAGCGACCUUCAGCUGCUGGAGAGCAGGCGGCAGGGCGAGCAGCUCAAGGUGGAGCUGGAGGAGCUGCAGUUACAGCUGAAGGAGGCAGCUGAGCUGCGCACUCAGCUGGCGGAGAAGACGGCACAGCUGCAGCAGCAGGAGCAGUUGCAAUCCCAGCUGAAUGAGCUGCAAGCGCUGUGCAAGCAGCAACAGAUCGAGCUGAAGGAUAAUCCCAUGCUGAGGAGCCUACGGGAAGAGCUGGAGGCGCGGGCAGAGCAGCUGACGCAGUUGGAGGAGGAGCGCAAUCAGCUGAAGGCAACACAGCUGGAGCUGCAGGCUAAGGCAGAGCAGAGCGAACAGCUCCAGCAGCAGCUGGACGAGCUGCAGGCCAAGUUGGAGGCACUGCAGCAAGCGCCGACAGAUGGCGUCGAUGUGAAGCAGAAGGAGCAGGAGCUGGAGCAGCUGAGGGCGCUGCAUGCGGAGGAGAUCGCUCAGCGACAGCAGUCGAUCGCUACACAGAACGCCGAGAAGCAGGAGCUGAUCAAGGCGCUGCAACAGAAGCACAUGGAGAACACGCAGUACUAUGCGGAAAUACAGCGACUGCAGCCGAUGGAACAGCAGCUGCGCGAUCUGUUCAAGGAGCGCGAGAAGCUCUUGGAUCAGAUCAAUUUCCUCAAGGAGAAGUCUGACAUACUCACCACAAAUCUGCUCACCGAGCAGAGCAAUCAGCGCCUGCUGCACCAGCAGCAGGCCGAGGCCCAGGAGCAACAGGCGACGCUGCAACGGGACUUGGAGCGACUGCGCGCCCAUCUCGUCGAGAUCGAGGAGCUGCACACGCAGGAGAGCGUCGAGCUGCAGCGCGAGCUGGACGAGGCGCGCGCCAAGCACGCGGCGCUCCAGAGCGAGGUGUCCAAAUCCAGCACCGCCUACACGUCAGCCAGCAUUCGCGCCAAUCAGCAGGCGGAGACGCUGCAGGCGCAGCAUGCGCUGCUGCUGCAGCAGCGGGACGAGCUGCUGGCCAAAAUCGGGCAGUUCGAGGACCGCGAACAGAAGCAACAGGCGGCCCUAACCAAUCUGCAGUGUGCGCUGGAACAAUUUCAGAAUGACAAGGAGCACGAGAUUACGCUGGCCACACAACGGAUGCGACGCGAGAUGCAGGCCCAGCUGGAGCAGCAGGCGCAUCUGCAGUCGGAGCUAAAUGCGCUGCAGCAGCAGCUGGCUGAGGCCAAUCAGGGAUUACGUGCCGCAUCCCGGCUCUCCGAUCAGCUGGAGGCCGGACAGCAGGCCAUCGCUGUGCUGCGCGACGAAGUGGACAGCCUGAAGGAAGCCAACCGGAAGCUGGAGCAGAGCCUCAGCAGCAGCGAGUCCAGCCAAACGGACAAGAUCGACAAGAGUCUCAUCAAGAGCCUGCUAAUUGGCUAUGUGGUCAGCGGGAAUGCGGGCGAUAAGCAGCAGGUGCUGCGCAUGAUAUCAUCUCUGCUGGACUUCAAUGCCCAGGAAUCUGAUAAGGUUGGCCUCAACAAGCCCCAAAGCAGCUGGCUGGGCAACAUACUUGGCGGUGGCGGUGGCGGUGGCGGUGGAGGCACCUCUAGUGCCAGCUCAGGCAAUGACAACUUGGUGCAGGCCUUUGUCAAGUUUCUGGAACAGGAAUCCCAGCCGCAGUCAACGGCGCAGGCACGACCCAAUCUGCUCAGCAUGGCGAAGCAAACGGAUGCAACUGAAGCACCUGCCAGCGGUAGCGGCGGCGGCGGUGGAGGAGGAGCAGGAGGAGGUGGAGCAGGAGAUGUUGCUGCUGCUGCAGCAAUAGCGUCGGCAGCUCAGUCCACUUCAACUUCAACUUCAACUGCAGCAACUGCAGCUACGACGGCAAGCACUGGACAUGCCACGCCCCCCAUCUCGGUAUUGCCCCCGAUGCAGUCGCUGCUCAUGAGCAGCAACGAAUUUGCGCCCACGCGCAGCUCCAGCUCAAUAUUGAAGGAUAUCCUCAGCGACACCUGAUUGUUGUAGAACAGCUUGGAGCUGCGUGUUCCGCGUGUGAUUGACUUUAUAAUUAUGUGUCUUUGAUUACCUUUUUUUUUUUAUUUUUUUUUUGUCUAAACUCUAAUUCAUAUAAAAUUGAAUAGUUGUAUAUUAAAGCGUGCAAUUCAAAUACCGUUUGUCAGCGACGGUUGAGUCCCGGCCAGAGUGUACUACUCGUAUAUAUCGCUACAAAUGCAUACCUAUAUUUGUAAUCCCCUUUUGUAACACCCCACACACGCACCUGUAAAUAUGUAAUAUGUUAAAAAAAAAGUAUAUCUAUAUAAAGAAUGCCAAUCUAUUGGGCAGUCAGCGAGCUGCCCUUGUCGCCUGUCAUUGAAGCGCCUUGAAAGCAGCUCGCUGGAACA